Molecule: messenger RNA, 643 nt
Organism: Neocloeon triangulifer
Lineage: Eukaryota; Metazoa; Arthropoda; Insecta; Ephemeroptera; Baetidae
Product: cuticle protein CP14.6-like
Exons: 3
Coding region: 125-562 (145 amino acids)
Cellular component (GO): chitin-based extracellular matrix
Molecular function (GO): structural constituent of chitin-based larval cuticle
Source: RefSeq, a predicted model, not a curated record
CGAGUGGGGAUCGGUCCUGCGAGUAGGUAGACACCCUUCCCUCUGGAGUUAUGUGUAUCACGAUCCACUAUAAAAGCACCCAGCCGCCGCAAACCCAUGUCAAAUUCACUCCAACACCUCAACAAUGAAGAUUACCUGUCUGCUGUGCACCUGCCUGCUGAGCGUGGCUUCGGCCCAGUUCAACCGACGGCCCGUGGCCCCCGCCGGCCCCAUCUACCGCUCGCCCGAAGCCAGCGCCGCCAUCCUCACCUACAACAACGACCACGGCUUCAACGGCGACUACAGAUACGGAUACUCGACGAGCAACGGAAUCCAGGCCCAGGAGCAGGGCUACCUGAAGAACCCCGGCACGAACGUGGAGGCGCAGGUGGCGCAGGGAUCGUACUCGUACACCGGCCCUGACGGCAUCCUGUACACGGUGACGUACAUCGCCGACGAGAACGGCUUCAGGGCGGAGGGCGCGCACCUGCCCACCCCGCCACCCCUGCCCGCGCACGCCCUCGAGCAGAUCAGGUUCGCGCAGCAGCAGCAGGCCGCCGGCGCCAACCGUUUCAGCGGUUGACCCUGAGCACUUCUUUCUUAUGUACCUACUUCGUAGAAAAGCGAAUCAAAAAUAAAUGCAAAAAUUGUGUUUUCAAUAAAA